ACAAAACCGGGUCCGCCAUUGUUGCGUAUUGGCUACUUUUAUGGCCGUGCCUCGAACAUUUUUGCAGACAAUAUUUGUGAGCGAACAAGUCGCCUUGAAAUUUCAGGUGUGUUUGAAAGAGGAAUUUGCACUGCUUAUGAAAUGGCGUCUAAUUAUUCACAGUGUGUUUAUUGUUGGUGAUGUGGUUGUGUGUUUUUUAAACAUCGAUUUGGUUCAUAUAAAUGGCUUACAACUUCCAGAUUUUUAUUUUGUCCACAUAUUUCAAUGAGAUUCAGCUGAAUCUUGAGGACAUGGCCAUUUUAUGUAGAUAAAUCCUAUACAAUUUAGGAUAAGAUAUUAUGUAACCUGACUUAUGAUGGGGCUCUAAAGUGUGUAUUUACAAAUUGAAGACAUUAUUUUCAAGAUGUCUGGAGGGCCUCCACAUCAUCCACAUAACCGGCAGGUUCCGGCUGCUAACCUCGCUAAUGCUGCUUGGAAUCAUUUACAGGUACCGUUUUUUCCAAGACAACCACAGUUGGCACACAUGUCAAACGAACAUUCCAUACUACACCAACCAACGUGGCAUACUCCUACUACGACAGAAGCCAUGAAAAUACAUCCUCACUCGCAUGUGUUGAGUGAAAUGUUCAAAAAUGACACGUCUUUUCCGAGAGACUGCGUUGAUUUGAGCCUAACUAGGAACGGUAACCAAAACGGCGAAGUUGCUCCCAUUCCUAUCAGUUUGAGUGUUAGAGACACCAAUAAAAUAAAUAGUUUACCCCCUAGCGCACUAGAGAUUCAGGCAGUAGAACUUAUAAAGAGUACGAGCCCCAAUACAAAACCCGCUAGCCCGGGUUUAGUUUCUGCAAGUCCUAAUCUGAGAACUGCUACUACACUCGGCAUGAAAUCCUCCAGUCCAGCUCCGAAAUCAGCAAGUCCUGGUUUGAUGUCUGCAAGUCCUGGGUUGAAAUCUGCAAGUCCUGGCUUGAAAUCUUCAAGUCCUGGACUUAUGUCUGCGAGUACUGGAUUAAAAUCUGCAAGUCCGGUUCCGAAAUCUGCUAGUCCAGGUCUGAUUUCUGCAACUUCAAGUUUGAUCUCAACCACAACUUCAGGUCUGACUUCUGCCCCUUCGGGUAUGGUUCCUAGUAUUACAGGUAUGUUGCCUCUCAGUUCGAAUUUGAUUUCAACCAGUCGGAGUAUGUUGCCCGCUAGUCAAGGCCUAGCGUUAGUGAGUCCAGCUCUGAAAGCUAGCGGUCCUGUCCCGAAAUCCAUCAGUCCUGGACUGAAACCAGCCAGUCCUGGGUUAAAACCCGUAGUGAAUCAGAAUUUACCAUAUUCGACGACAGUGGAAGUCAUUAAAACUCAGAAGAGAUCAAACAUAAGGGUGGAUUCUAUCUUGGAAAGGUUGAAUCCUUGCUUGGAGAAAAAUGUCCAUGUUUUAGAACACAAACAAGAAGAAAGUAUCAGUAAGGUGCCUGUCGAGAAACCUGAGGAGAAAGUGGAGAUUACCGAAAAGCCUGUUAGUGUAAUAGUCCAGCCGACAAGUAGUUUUGAUGACAAUAGUAAUUCGAGCAGUAUUCUCAACGUUCCAACGUCUACUAAUAUUAGAGAUGAAGACACAGUUUCUUCCUACAGUAAUGAAGAUAGCUUAGACAGUAAUAAGUCAAGGCGGAAGCGAAAACCUAAUAAAACUAUUAGGGUUUCGAAAGAUGAGGAGAAACUUGACGAUACGGGUACGCCAGUAGAAUCAAUUGAAACAAUUUCCAAAGAAUUAAAACAGGUCGAACCAGAAAAAGAUCCUAUCAGUAUUGUGGGGGAAAUGUUGGAAGAGGGUAAGAGUCCGGAGAAAGCCGAAUCCUCACACGAAUUAGAGGAGUUGAUUCCAGCUACAACGAGGCGAAAAGCCUCAUCCGAAUCUGAGACGAUAGACAAUAUCGCAGCUAUGGUUCAGGAAGGUUUGAAAGAAAAGAAGCAGCAGAAACAGCAGAUCGUGGAAAAACCUGAAGAACAUGAGAAACUCGAAACGCAGGCGAAGCCUAUUUCUGUGAGCGUGAUCAAAACGAAGGAACAUCUCGCUGAUGUUUUGGCCGACACUGCGAGUACUAUCACUACUACAGCCAUCGUCACGCCUGCUCAGAAGAAGGCCACGAACACUCACUUCGUUGAAGUAGAAAAUAAACUCGAAGAAAUGUUUGCCGGAAUCGAAGAUUUUAGCGAUCCUAUUAAAACUGACCCGCUGGACUUGGACGAUUCGAAGUUGGAUGAUCCUCUCCUGAAGCUCGACGACUCGAUACCAUCGACGAGUCAGAAGAGCGAGACGGCGGUGACUUCGACAACAGAAGCGAAAAAAAAGUCUCCUUUGCCGAAGAAAACCAAACGCAAGGCAACAACGACACCAAGGUGGAGUUCCGAUGCCGCUUCUUUCGAAUCCGCGCCGAAGAAGAAGAAAUUAGGAAAGAAAGUGAAGGCCAAGAGUAAGGCGAGCUCCAAGAAGCCAGUCAAACAGCAGAAACAAGGAAAUACCAAACCUGAACCGGCAAAGGACGUGUACGCUUACGAUUCGGGAAGCAACACCAGCUCGACCAAAUCGAAGGGUCCGUUCAUCCAGAUUAGGGGUAACAGAGAUUCCCCACUUUCGGUGAACGUGGUGAAUACAAUAAAUGAAGAGGACGGAGAGAGGAGGUUACCGAAGGCAAAGAAAUUCCAUGACGACGUGGAGUACCGGCACAAAGUUCGCUCGAAAGGUUUGCAUUGCAGCACUUUGAGUAACAAGUACGAUGCGCAGACGAAAGAUGUUAGCUGGAUAUGCGCCUUUUGCAAAAGAGGGCCCCAUGCGAGCGAACUCUCUGGUCCAACGUCGAACAGAGAUGUCAUUCCACCAGGAGAUUUAUUCGGUCCUUACUUCAUUACUACUCAGUGUCCGGAGUUCGAAAGGCGGCUUGACGAUCCUUACGACAAACAGUUCAAGAGCAAGAAAAUCAGCAGGGCUCUGGAAGAGUCCGCGGCCAAAGGUUUUGGAAAGAAAUCGAAACGGAAACAUUCCGAUAUCGACGGUCUGUCAGAAAGUGAGUCAGAUAUUUACUUGGGUAUCACAGAGACUGGUAAUAAAAAUUAUGAAGUUUGGGCGCAUGAGGAUUGCAUCGUGUGGUCUCCGGGAAUUUAUCUGAUCGGGCCGAAAAUCGCCGGCCUCGAGGAAGCCGUUUGGACUUCUUGUAACGUGGCAUGUAGGUCGUGUAACUUGAAAGGGGCUAAUAUUUCAUGUUUGAGGAGGGGAUGUUUGAACGUGAUGCAUCUUUGUUGUGCUAGAUCUAACGAUUGGGAGUUUGUGGAGAGUGAAUUCAAGGCAUACUGUCCCGAGCACAGGGUUCCAUGACAGGAGCUAAACGUCAACUCAAAUUAAGUUUUGAGGUUAAUUGUGAUGAUUUUAAUUAUAUUAAUUUGUACGGACUUUCUCACAUUUUUAAACAUUUACUGUGUUAGAAGUGAAAAUUAAAUUCUAUGAGAUGAUUUUUUGCCACUCUGAUACUGCUUUAUAUUUAUUUAACUUUUUAUAGAUGUCUAUUUACAUAUUUAUUAUAUUUCCAAAUGAUUUGUUA
Messenger RNA from Leptinotarsa decemlineata (Colorado potato beetle), 3575 nucleotides. RefSeq lists its product as uncharacterized. NCBI's taxonomy places the organism in Eukaryota, Metazoa, Arthropoda, Insecta, Coleoptera, Chrysomelidae. The record is from RefSeq and is a predicted model, not a curated record. Gene Ontology annotation, biological process: regulation of transcription by RNA polymerase II. Gene Ontology annotation, cellular component: nucleus.